Molecule: messenger RNA, 1204 nt
Organism: Sclerotinia trifoliorum
Lineage: Eukaryota; Fungi; Ascomycota; Leotiomycetes; Helotiales; Sclerotiniaceae
Source: the annotation of a GenBank genome assembly
UUAUCAACAUGGAAAUGCAUCCAGAAAUCGCAAUUUAUCAAGUUAGAUAUGAAUAACCUCCAUUCAUCCUACACAAAUACAAAAUAAAUUCGACUUCAAACCCUACCACAUAGCCAUCCAAAAAAUAAAUCAAAAAUGGAUCAACCCACCGAACCCGUAACCAAACGUGUACGUGAACCUCUCCCCGUACCGUGAACCCCAAACAUCCCAAACUCUGCACCUCCUCCAUACAUUUAAUUUCUAGAUUAACCUACAUAUAAAGCUAAAUUUCCCCAGAUAGCAUUUACAGUAAGCGGACAAGUCCAAGGUAAGUUUAAGAUUUACCCCAUAUCUAUAACUUUACCUGAACAUCCAUCCAUCACGAAUACGAAACCACACUAUCUAUCUAUCUAUCCAUCCAUCCAUCUUUUACAAGAAAUAACCCCUGCCCCCAAAACCCACAGGUGUGAAUUUCCGCUCCUUUACGCAGAAAAAGGCCAAGGCGUUGGGAAUUAUCGGUUGGGUACGAAAUACUAGUGAUGGGAAGGUAUGUUAUAUAUCUCCCCCCCUUUCCUUCCCCCCCAACACCUAAUCUCCAUCCCCAUAUGUCCUUACCAACAAAUACUCCAAACCACCACCUUCUCACCCUCUCACCCCUUAUCCUCACAGGUAGAAGGCGAAGCCCAAGGCAACACAUCCCAAAUCGAAAGUUUACGCUCAGAUCUCAGGAAAGGACCUUAUUAUGCGCGGGUGACGGGUUAUGAGGAGAAGGAUUUGGAGUCUAAGCGGGAAGGGGUUGUGGAGGAGGAAUUUCGGGUUGUGAGGUAGAUGUAGAGAAGGAAGUGAGGAAGUGAGGAAGUGAGACGAGAUGAGUUUAGUUGAGAUGAGAUGGGGAAAAGAGAAUGAGGAUACUUUUAGGGAUGGGGUGUCAAGUUAAGGGGGAUGUGGAUGUGGGCGUGGGGAUUUAUGCAUUAAUAUGUAGGUGGUGUUUGAUGUUUGGAUUGAGGACUUCAGACGUGUGGUAUUGAUGGAGUAAGUAUUCGGAAAAAGGUAUGAGGGAAAGAUAACGAAUUUGUGAUGACAAGCCUGCUAGUUACAUACACGCAAGUGAUGUUCCACAACGAAGAAAUACAACACUCAAUGUAUUGAACCAUCACCAUCAGCCGUACAAAUGACUUGCCAGAAGGACUAGAUAUACAAACAACUCUUAAUUCUCAUAAUCCUC